CUUCAGUAGCCUUCAGAGCUGCGGUGUGUUGCGCCGCAAGAUUCAACUUUACCAACUCCUCCAUUUCAAGGAAUAACAUUAACCCUCUCUACAAGAACUACGAAUUGGGAUUGUACGCAAUUGAAGGAGACAAAUGUAGAGAACAGGAGACAAACAUUCCAAUCUUAGCUUGAUUACCAAGUUGAUUUGGAUCCUAUAGCUUUGUUGCGAGGGAAUCGUCCAGGAUCUCGGCCGCUUCAUUCGCACACUGAGGACAGAGGAGAAUUGAAUAUAGGAUUUCGUUGAAUGCCUUUAAAUGACUCGUACUGAAAGAAACACAAUUUCUCCCCGGCAAUAAUAACCAGGUACCUGGACUCCCUCUCCUCCUCUGUGUCUGGAAGAGGAGGGACCAUGCUGUGGGACAAACUAUGGUUGCUGUCCACCUUGCUGGCUUUGUCUGCCGAAACACUGCCCAUGCCGCCCAACGAGCCCCUCUCGGCCCCUCGUGUUUUCCUGUCCUUUAAAGAGCUGAGAUCAACUGGUACCGCCCACCACUUCACCUUCCUGCUGAACUCGACGGACUACCGUAUCCUGCGCAUGGAUGAGGACCACGACCGCAUGUACGUGGGCAGCAAGGACUACAUCCUGUCCCUGGACCUGCACGACAUCAACAAGGAACCGCUCAUAAUCCACUGGCCCGUGGCUCCUCAGAGGAAGACCGAGUGCGUUCUGUCCGGGAAGGACACCAACGGGGAAUGCGGGAACUUCAUCCGGCUGAUCGAGCCGUGGAACCGGACCCACCUGUACGUCUGUGGAACCGGGGCCUACAACCCCAUCUGCACCUACGUGGACCGAGGACGCCGGUCCCAGGCUCUGUACCUGCAGGCGCCCAAGUCCGGAGGGAGGACCAGCCGGGCGGCAGACUACAGCACUACAGCAGGGCCUGUGGAGUCAGAGGAAUAUACCUUCCGUUUGGACCCAGGCAAAGUAGAUUCAGGGAAAGGCAAAUGUCCCUACGACCCAAAACUCAACAGCGUCUCAGCUUUGAUUAAUGGGGAGCUCUAUGCCGGGGUGUACAUCGAUUUCAUGGGUACGGAUGCGUCCAUCUUUCGUACUCUGGGGAAACAGACAGCCAUGAGGACGGACCAGUACAACUCCAAAUGGCUAAAUGAUCCCACAUUCAUCAAGGCGCAGCUUAUUCCUGACAGUGCUGAGAAGAACGAUGACAAGCUCUACUUCUUCUUCCGGGAGAAAGCUUCAGAAAUGGGCCAGAGUCCGAUGACCCAGUCCAGGAUCGGACGGAUAUGUCUGAACGAUGACGGAGGACACUGCUGCCUGGUCAACAAGUGGAGCACUUUCCUGAAGGCCCGGCUCAUCUGCUCCGUGCCUGGUGCGGACGGGAUCGAGACACACUUCGACGAGCUCCGGGACGUCUUUAUCCAGCCAGCUCAGGACACCAAGAAUCCCGUCAUCUAUGGACUGUUCUCAGUUUCAGGGUCUGUGUUCAAGGGCUCCGCGGUGUGCGUCUACUCUAUGGCUGACAUCCGCCAGGUCUUCAACGGACCCUAUGCUCACAAAGAGGGGCCCAACUACCAGUGGGUGGCCUACACUGGAAAGAUCCCCUACCCUCGGCCCGGGACCUGUCCCGGUGGAACGUUCACUCCCAACAUGAAGUCUACCAAAGACUACCCAGAUGAGGUGAUCAACUUCAUGAGAAACCACCCCACUAUGUACAACGCUGUAUACCCAAUGCACAAGCGCCCCCUGGUGGUCAGGAACAACGUGGACUAUGAAUUCACCACCAUCACCGUGGACCAGGUGGCAGCUGCAGAUGGGAGCUACGAGGUCCUGUUCCUGGGAACAGACAGGGGAACGGUUCAGAAGGUGAUCGUCCUGCCCAGAGACGACAUGCAGACCGAGGAGCUGGUUCUAGAAGAGGUGGAGGUGUUCAAGGUGCCGACACCCAUAACCACCAUGAAGAUCUCAUCCAAACGGCAACAGCUGUACGUGGGCUCAGUGCUGGGCGUGACCCACCUGGCCCUCCACCGCUGUGACGUGUACGGUGAGGCGUGUGCCGACUGCUGCCUGGCCAGAGACCCCUACUGCGCCUGGGACGGAAAGUCCUGCACCCGCUACUCCGCCUCUCAGAAAAGAUCUGACCCCUCCAGGCGCAGCCGUCGACAGGAUGUAAAGUACGGCAACCCCAUCCGCCAGUGCCGAGGUUACAACUCCAACGUCAAUAAGAACACGCUGGAGAUGGUGCAGUAUGGAGUGGAAGGGAGCUCUACUUUCCUGGAAUGUCAGGCCCGUUCGCCUCAUGUGUCUCUUAAAUGGCACCUGCAGAAGGAGAACAGCGACAGGAGGAAAGAGAUCCGCUCUGAGGGCCGGAUGCUGAAGACGGAGCAGGGUCUGCUGCUGCGCUCCCUCCAGACAUCCGACGGCGGCAUCUACCAGUGCACGUCCACGGAGAAGAACUUCAAACACACGCUGGUCAAACUGCAGCUGGUGGUCCUGUCCGGACGCACGGUCAAUAACAUCCUGGUGGAGACGGGCGGCCCCGCCCAGCCGCCGGUCCAGUCCAGCCCAUGGACGCCCAGCGCCGAUCAGUACAAGGACCUGCUCAACAUCCUGAGCCAGCCGGAGAUGGGCCUGAUCAACCAGUACUGUCAGGACUACUGGCAGAGGGGAGAGGGGAGUCCGGGAGACCCCGCGCUGGGCAUCAGCAGCGUCAAGGGACUCAAGGAGCUGAAGGAGCACAAGAAGCCCCGCAACCGCCGGCAUCACGGCGACGAGGAGGAACGCGAGGACGACGAUGGCGAACACAUCACCGCAUCUGAGACAUGAGGCCCUGGAUUUACGCAGCGUGCCACGAACCAACCCCCCCCCCCCCCCUCGCCGCCCCUGUACAGCUGCCACCAUGUCCCCUCCACUCUCUCCCUCGCUGCACACCCCUCCAAAAAUGGGACUUUAGUGAAAGGAUUUUUAUUUUAUUUUUACGUUUGAAAGCAACAAGAAAGAGAAACCACUUCACGUAGCAACAAUAGCAAGAUAGCAAGCAACAUCCCGAUUGUUCUUAAUUGUUAAAAAAAAAAAAGAUACACAGUAUUUAUUGUAGGUUGUACAUAGUAUGAUUCUGUGGAUUUCUUUGUACUUAAAAUAGAAAAACAAGGCAUUUGUGAAUAGGUACAUCUGUGCAAAUAUUAUUAUAAUAUUAUUGUUGUUAGUGUUUAUUACAAAUUGUGUUAUUAUAUUGCAAAUAUCUUUAUGUUCUGUCUAUUGGAGGACUCGCAGCGAUGCUUUGAAAGGACAUUUAUAAGUGUAAAUAUCUUCAGCUGAAUGGACGGAUGAGAAUGCCCUCCUAAAGGUUUGGUGACGUUGGCUCCAUGUUGGGUCCUUUGACUGCUGGCAGUAAGUCUUUGAGGUGGGUGGAGUCAGAUAACUGACAUGGCAAUGGCUCGGAACCUCUGUUAAAGCCAUGACGAACAGUUGAUUCCCUCAUCCAAUGGACUUUAACGAUGACACUCAACAUCAUUUUGUUGAACUUGUAGAAAGAUGAGGAAAUGCCCGUAGGAGACUGCAGUUUUCAGUUUGUCUCACGGCCACAGACAGAUGUUCGUGAAAGGCCUUUCAAAAAAUAUAAGCCCCCUCUUCCUUCUCCAAAAGGAACCCCGGGGCGAUGCAAGGAAUCACCCGAUAUCCCUUCAAGUCUUCGUCUUCUCCCGGAGCUGGUCAGGGAUGCCUGUGGCCCACUCUGGCUUUCUUUCAAUCCCAUUCUAACAUUGAUAUUCACAGGUUCUUCCAGAACUCGUUGAUGUGGGCUGUUUGUAUAGAAUGUACCUGUAAAUUUGACAUCUUAAUAUUGUACCCUCGAGGCUGUUAUGGUUAGAAGAAGCCAAUUUUUCGGGGGGAGGUAGCUUGUUGUCAUGGGAUUUCAAAUACAUUGCCUUCUCUUUGUACACCAUUGUUCAACAGAGAUUAGAAAUUCAUGCAGGCAGCUAAAUCAUUUGUGACAGUUUGAAUAUGCAAAAUUAUGACGAGAGACAGAGAAAGCUUGUUUUUGAAGCCGGUCCACAUUCUCUUAAGUUUCCAAACAAAUCCAGAAGUGUAUUAGUUUGUAUUCCAGCCAAUUCCCGCUCUCCCUAUGAGGUCAUUUCAGAGCUGUUACUCGGUUCCUACAGAACGUAAAUGUAACAUGACUCUCGUUCAAAAGUUGAAGUAACCUGGUCAGGGCUCAACUGACAGACGUGUACAGCAGAAAGUUCCUGUCUCACUGUGGAACUCCUUCUAUGUACAGUAUCCACAAGCACCGGAAUGACCCCCUCUUGACCACAGGAAAACACAUACCAAACACUUCGGGAUGGCGGCUUUUCAUUGUGUGCAUGAAAUGUAUUGAGUACAGUAUAUGAUAUUAGUCCAUAAAAGCUAUGUUGCUGUGGAUGUCAGUAGAUGUCUCUCUUGUUGUGGGUAAUAUGUCAUUGCAAGGACAGGCAGAUGGACCCAAACCCUAGUAAUGGUAAACACAGGAGCAAAUGGCCCUAAUUACCCUUCUCUCUUUCUCUCCUGCUCUCUCCCCCUCUACCUCUCCUUCUCUUUUUCACCAUCUUCUGCAGAAAGGUAUAACUUCAAUGAAUUAGCAUAUUUUCAAUAUGCAUCCUUGGUUAUUUUUUGGUAUGGGUUUAUGAGGGGAAAAUCCCUUAGUAUGACAUAAAGCACAGUUGAUGUUAUUGUAAUGACUUGUGUAAAUUGCUAUCUCUCCUUUCUCAUUGAUGUUGCUAACUAAUAAAUUAAAGCUCUAUAUUUUA
Esox lucius (northern pike) is the source of this 4781-nucleotide messenger RNA. RefSeq names its product sema domain, immunoglobulin domain (Ig), short basic domain, secreted, (semaphorin) 3Fa (gene sema3fa). Gene Ontology annotation, molecular function: chemorepellent activity; semaphorin receptor binding. Gene Ontology annotation, biological process: neural crest cell migration; semaphorin-plexin signaling pathway; axon guidance. Lineage: Eukaryota; Metazoa; Chordata; Actinopteri; Esociformes; Esocidae. The transcript has 19 exons. The record is from RefSeq and is a predicted model, not a curated record. Bases 391 to 2823 code for a protein of 810 amino acids.